UCUCUCUCUCUCUCUUCAUGGCUGCUGAUCCCCAAACCCUAGCCCCCGCCGGCGAUCACCCGCCGCCGGAGACCCAAACCCCCCUCCUCGAUGCUGCAGAUUCCCACCUCGACGUUGCCCUCCACCGCCUUGAGUGCUUCCUCGCCGUCCUUGGCUUUCACCAUGCCUCAUCCUCCCUUUCCUUCGUCCUCUCUUGCUUCGCCUUUCUUCUUCUUGGCAUCGUCACCCCCGACCCUCUGCAUCUACUUCUCCCGCUGCUAUGGUUCCCGUUGCGACGAGUACCAGAUCGAUCGCUUCGAGUUUUUGGUUUUGUUCUUCGAGGCGGUGCUUGCUGGGGUUUCCUUGGGUUGUGUUUCUCGGAAUCUUUUCAAGUAUGGGAUGAGGAGGUUUCUUUUCGUGGAUCAGCACCACGGCCAUCUCGAGCGGUUCCAGACGCAGUAUGUUCGGAGGAUUCAGGCGUUUUUCUGCUUGUUGCUUUGGUGGAUACUCCCAUGCUUCAUUGCAAAGGCUACACGUGAAAUCAUUCGAUUUGUAUAUGUUCAUCAUGGCUCAAUAUGGAAAUCUGUUAUUUUUACGUUAGCUUCAAUUAUAUCAUGGACUUAUUUGACCACAAUCUUUUUGUCUGCCUGCGUUUUGUUCAAUUUGGUAUGCAAUUUACAAGUUAUUCACUUCGAUGACUAUGUUAAACUUCUUGAAAGAGAUACAGAAGCUUUGGUAUAUCUGGAGGAACAUGUUCGCCUACGAUACUAUCUGUCCAAAAUCAGCCAUAGGUUCCGGAUAUAUCUUCUAUUGAUAUUCCUGUUUGUCACAGCAAGUCAGUUUGUGGCGCUUUUUCAAACCACAGGGUAUAGCGAAAUAGUCAAUUUCAUCAAUGCCGGAGAUUUAGCUGUUUCUUCAGUUGUUCAGGUUGUUGGUAUUGUCCUUUGCUUGCAUGCAGCUGCUAAAAUUUCUCACAGGGCUCAAGGUAUUGCUUCAGUAGCUAGCAGAUGGCAUGCUUUAGUGACUUGUACUCCAAAUGGUGAUUCAUCUUAUCCAAGAGUCACAAGCAGCUCAGGAAAUUUGGAUGCUGUUUCACCAAAUGCAUUACUGAGAGAAUUUUCAGAGAGUGAUCUGGACUCAUUAGACAAUCUUCCAGUGCAAACAAAUACUCAUUUGGUUUCUUAUAUGUCCUCAUACCACAAGAGGCAAGCCCUUGGUAGCUGGUGAUGUUAGAUAUCAGAUCCAACAACUGGGUAUCCUCAUGUUCAUAUGUAUGUAAACUCCAUAAUUGCAGUUCUUAUGGUUGCUUGACUACAUUGUCAUGGGGUCAUGACAGGGAUCUAGAUAGAACACAUUAUUCCUACUAGUGUACCUACCUACUUCUUGCUAUAUUGACCGCAAAUGAUCAAUGUCAAGCAAAAGGUGCUGUGUUCAGAAAAAUGGAGGUUUAGAGACAUCAGUGGAACAUACAGAUCGCAGUUGAAAACUGACUUGAAAGAAGUUUGUUAUUGUUGCAUGUAUAGAUUCUCACUUUCACUGUUGUAGUAAACUAG
Molecule: messenger RNA, 1532 nt
Organism: Dioscorea cayenensis subsp. rotundata (Guinea yam)
Lineage: Eukaryota; Viridiplantae; Streptophyta; Magnoliopsida; Dioscoreales; Dioscoreaceae
Source: RefSeq, a predicted model, not a curated record